Molecule: messenger RNA, 4589 nt
Organism: Pseudoliparis swirei
Lineage: Eukaryota; Metazoa; Chordata; Actinopteri; Perciformes; Liparidae
Gene: slc9a6a
Product: solute carrier family 9 member A6a
Exons: 16
Coding region: 272-2353 (693 amino acids)
Biological process (GO): proton transmembrane transport; sodium ion transport; regulation of pH
Cellular component (GO): recycling endosome; membrane
Molecular function (GO): sodium:proton antiporter activity
Source: RefSeq, a predicted model, not a curated record
AAUAAUAACAAUAAUAAUAAUAACGCUUUCAAUUCACAUCCACACACAUUCAUUUGCGGUACUAUCUGUUUGUUAAUCUGUAUUUAAACAAGCAACUUCCUGUCCCGGUGAUUUUACACCGAAAUAAACAAAGUCCACUUUCUGGAGCAGAAAAAAAGAAAAAGAUUUCACUUCCGGGCCGGAAUCGACACCUCUCUUGAGUGGUAUUAUUUUUCUCUCCCCAGGUUCGUGAAUCAUAUGAACACAAAGUUUGCUUAUUAUCCACGACGACAUGGUGUUUAAAGCGACUGUCAACGGGGCCCGGAGGGCCACGAGGACGCUGUGGCUGCUCGUGCUCGUGAGCCUGUCGGUGAGCAUCUGUGUUUGCCGAGCAUCUUCGUCUCCGGAAGAGGACAGUGCCAUGGAGAACAUCAUUACGGACAAACGGGUCGAGGAGAGCCACAGGCAGGACAGCGCGGACCUGCUCAUCUUCAUCAUGCUCCUCACCCUCACCAUCCUGACCAUCUGGCUGUUCAAACACCGGCGGUUCAGGUUUCUGCACGAAACUGGACUGGCGAUGAUUUACGGCGUACUUGUCGGCGUGGUCCUGCGUUACGGCAUCCACGUUCCCCGGGACAUUAGCAACGUCACGAUGAGCUGCCACGUUAACGCCAGCCCCGCCACUCUGCUGGUCAACGUCAGUGGUAAAUUCUACGAGUACACUCUGAAAGGAGAGAUCGGUGCCAGCGAGUUGAACAAUCUACAAGAUAAUGAGAUGCUGCGGAAGGUGACCUUUGACCCUGAAGUGUUCUUCAAUAUUCUCCUGCCACCUAUCAUCUUCCACGCUGGCUACAGUUUGAAAAGGAGACACUUUUUCCGUAACAUGGGAUCCAUCCUGGCUUAUGCCUUCCUGGGGACAGUUGUUUCCUGUUUUGUUAUUGGGCUGCUGAUGUACGGCUGCGUGUUGCUGAUGAAGCAGGUGGGACAGCUGGGAGGAGACUUCUUCUUCACUGAUUGUCUGUUCUUUGGAGCCAUCAUCUCGGCCACUGACCCGGUGACGGUGCUGGCGAUCUUCAACGAGCUGCAUGUCGACGUGGACCUGUACGCGUUGCUGUUUGGAGAGAGUGUGCUCAACGACGCAGUCGCCUUGAUUCUGUCCUCGUCUAUAGUAGCUUACCAGCCACAAGGGGACAACACGUUUGAGUUUGUGGCGUUGUUGAAGUGUUUUGGGAUGUUCCUCGGAAUUUUCAGCGGCUCCUUUGCUCUGGGAGUGGCCACCGGGGUCGUCACUGCUCUCGUGACCAAGUUCACCAAGCUGAGGGAUUUCCAGCUGUUGGAGACGGCUCUGUUCUUCCUCAUGUCAUGGAGCACAUUCCUGCUGGCUGAAGCCUGUGGCUUCACAGGUGUGGUCGCUGUGCUGUUCUGUGGCAUCACUCAGGCGCAUUACACCUUCAACAACCUGUCUCCGGAUUCCCAGGACAGGACCAAACAGCUGUUUGAGCUGCUAAAUUUCCUGGCAGAGAACUUCAUUUUCUCCUACAUGGGUCUGACGCUGUUUACCUUCCAGAGCCAUAUCUUCAAUCCCAUGUUCAUCGUUGGAGCUUUUCUGGCGGUAUUCCUGGGAAGAGUCGUGAAUAUCUACCCUCUCUCGUUCCUGCUGAAUUUUGGACGACGCAACAAGAUCGGAUCCAACUUCCAGCACAUGAUGAUGUUUGCUGGACUGCGAGGCGCUAUGACCUUUGCCCUGGCCAUCAGGGACACGGCGACAUACGCCCGUCAGAUGAUGUUUACCACCACUCUGCUCGUGGUCUUCUUUACGGUUUGGGUUUGUGGAGGUGGCACCACCCAGAUGUUGUCCUGCCAGCGUAUUCGAGUGGGAGUGGACUCUGAUCAAGAUAUCUCGACCCCUAUGAGUAUCACUGAAGGCCCCGAGAGAAAAACCACCAAACAAGAAAGUGCCUGGCUUUUCAGAAUUUGGUACAACUUUGACCACAACUACAUGAAGCCCAUCCUGACUCACAGCGGCCCCCCUCUCACAGCCACGAUGCCCCCCUGCUGCGCCCCCCUCGCCCGCUUCCUCACCAGCUCCCAGGCCUUUGAGAAUGAGUGCCAGUUGAAGGACGACGACUCUGACCUCAUCCUGACCGACAGCGAUAUCAACCUGGCCUACGGCGAUAUCACAGUCAGUACAGAUGCAUCAGGUUCCCGCACGAGCGGCGGUCCGGCCUUCGCUGGCGGCGCCACCUCCGAUGACUUGGACAGAGAGUUGACGUCUGGAGAUAACGAGCUGGUGAUGAGGGGCACGCGCCUGGUGCUGCCCAUGGAUGACUCUGACCCGCCCUUUACGGACCCCCACCACCGCUUGCGGAUGUGAAGAUAGUCUUUAAACGCAGACCUGGAAAAAACGUCCGACUCCGAUUGACCCAAGCCGUUGGGCGAGCGACCAGUACCUGACACUCCCGCUUGCAUUCCUCCACUUUUUCCCCUUUUGCUCCCCACACAUUUCUUCACAGUUGCAUUUUCUCACUUGCUCUCGUGGCAAAUCUCUGUCUCUACCUCAUUCUCAUUCAGCUCGUCUCCACACCUCUCUGGCAUCUGCCAUAAUUGUAAUAUAGUCUUUACUUAUUUGCAGGGUUUUGGGGUAUUCAAUUGAAAAUUGUCUCCGCUUGGUUUAGCUUGAAGCUCCUUCAGUUCCUGUAGCAUUGCACAGAGGUCUAGCAGCAUGUGAUCGUGUGUCAAUGCAAGUACCAACUACUAGCUAAUUUGAUGUACAGUAUAUCUCUAUAACUUUGAUAUGCAUGCUGAGGAUGCUUUCUGUUUUCUUCUUCUGGGAGAUUGAGGGCUUUCGUGUUUUGGGUCUGAACUUGAAUGUUGCUGCCUUCUCUCUGUGCACCAGAGGCAUGCUGGUGGACAACUUUACUGUACAUGUUGUUACAAUCAAGUGCCUGGGAAUUGUAGUUUUAAGCCUGGCAACCCAUACUGGAUCAGCUCUUGGAUGCCAGUUUAGGAUGGGCUGAAGUUUUCCUUUGUAGAAAAGAAGAAGAAGAAAGAAAAAUACAAAAAACUAAACAGACAAAUGUGUCCAAAAGGUAGCAAUAUACUCCGUGGGUGUUUGGGCUGUCAGUUUGUGCUAUUUGCCUGUAAAUAUUGUGUCGCAACGUCAUGUCAAGUUGUGGAUCUCUCCCAAUGACCUUUGACUGUGACCUAGAGAGGGACAUUACACCUUAUUAUAGACGCUGAUGUCACCGCAAACGAGAUCCAAAGGAGUUGUAACAGAAAGAUUGGUGCCAAAUUUUGUGAAAUUUUGUGAAAACUGAAUGCAGACGACCUUGAAGUGUUUUGUAUUAUUUUUGCUUUGAGUACUUUGAGCUGAGUCACACAUUUAGCUUUGAGCAGACAUUUUCUAUGACAAUCGUGCAUUAAUGUCGAGACUUCUCAUUAAAUGAACCCGAAAAACACUUCGACACACGAAGAAGUCACUAAAGGAACCUGUUAUUGGUAAGAACACUCAUGAUUAUGUGAGUGCAAAUUUGGCAAACCAUAUAUAUAUUUAUUUAUUUAUAUAUAUAUGUGUGCGUGUGUAUAUAUAUAUAUGAUCGUAUUAGGGCUGCAACCAAUCAUUCUAUCAUCAAUAAUCUGCCUGCUAUUUUCUGUGUAAUCAAUUAAUUCAUUUAAAUAUCUUGUUUUUCUGAUCAAUAGUUGGAAACCCAAAGAUAUUCACUUUCUAAUCAUGGAAGACUCAACAAAAAGACAAAUGUUUACAUUCAAGAAGCUGGACACGGUGGAUGUAAAGAGUGAUUUAUUAAAAAUAACUUUGAAGCUCCAUAAUGUAUCGGUGAAUAAGACGAGAUUAUUCCAAUGAUAUUUACUGUCCUGUGGCAUUUCAUCAUUAUGGCUCGUGCCAGAGUCGAACUAGAAAGCUUGUAGACGUGCUGGACCUUGUUGUCCGCUGUACCCAGGAGCAUCCUUCAGGGUGAAUGCUCCGCUGGUUCAACUGGGGUUUAAUAUAUCCUCAAUAAUUGGAUGCAUUGUGUUGAACUCGUGGUCUUAUGUCAGUGUGAGCUCCUUUUGAGUUCUGCAGCUGUUGACGCAGGUUUAACAGGAAGCGGCGUCGCCGUGGCAACGCCGUGUUUGUGUGCACAGAAGCCCGAAAAAACACUUUGAACACGGCGGACACGUUGAACAACAGUUGUGUGAUUCAUCGUCUCGGUGAGCCGAAGAAACAACUGUAGGCUGCAUGCAGAGCGGAUGAUGAUGAUAGAGUGAAAGAGAGAAAUGGAGGACUGAGUGUGUGUGUGGGGGGGGGGGGGGCGGAUACAGAGCUGGAAGGAAGAGCAGACUUGGAUAUCUCUUUUCUUUCCACAGUUAUCUUCUGCUGUGCAGGAACUUGUUAUUGAACAUGUUUUAGUCGGGCUUACAUCGGACACCACAGCGUCCAGGAAAUGAUUUAUUCUUUCAACCAUUUAUACUUUUCCUUUGUUCCAAAUUAAGAAUUGUUUGUUUUAUCUAACGGCUGCUUUUAAUAUUAUUUACGUUUUAUGUUUUUGAAGGUCGUGGAGAGAAAAAAAGGAGCAAACUCUUGUCAGUUAAAUAAAACGUGAAUGAAGUUG